GCUUGUCUAUAUACUUGUUGAUGAGCUUCAUACCAGCGUCAGCGUCAUAUGUACAAGCAGCAGAAUGGGUAGUGUACAGUUCAUGUACAGAGGGAAAGGAGGUGAUUUCCUGUUUUGGACCUGCAACGCUCGUUGAUCUCGAACGAUGAACAGUAAAAGAAUUGAAAAUCUUGCUAAUCGCUUGGUAGCACCUAACAAUCCUCACAACAGCGCACAGGAUUCCGACGACGAUGAUGAGGCGCUCUUUGCAGAACUAGAAGCAGAGAUAGAGAACGACGGGAAUUAUGCGAUGAGAGAACAAGGCCUGGAGGUUCUCAAAAGAGAGAUGGAAAAGAUGCAGACGAUGAAACAAAAUCAGCAUGGCUCAUACACGGAAAUUUUCGACGAGAAAGAGGUUAUUCGGGUUACCGCACAAGAGCCUAAAUCCGUUGUCCAUUUCUACCAUCCGAACUUCAAGCGGUGCGAAAUCAUGGAUAAACAUCUUGCUGCAUUGGCACCCAAGUAUUUCAAUACUCGCUUCAUUCGAGUAUUUGUCGAGAACGUGCCGUGGUUAGUCGAGAAGCUUGCUAUCAAGGUCCUGCCUUGUGUGAUAAGCUUUCUAAACGGAACGACGAAAGAUCGGGUGAUAGGCUUCGAAGAGCUUGGGAAUAACGACGCCUUUACGACUGCUGUGUUGGAGCUGAGAUUAUCCGUGUCAGGCGUAUUGCAAAAACAACAGCCCUCCGGCGUUAAUGACAUUUACAACGUGUCCUCCUCGAGUGCCAUACGCACCAGAAUAAAAGAGCAGGAUGAUGAUCGUGACAUAUUCGAUCUGGACGAUUGAACCGUCGGUGUUAGGCUGGUCGAAUCAGAGCUUCUGGAUUGCUUCGAGAUGGUCGGAGGAUGUUAAGUAUCAAUUGGGUUUGGGGCGUUUCUAUCGUGCAUCCUAUUCUGAUGCGGCGUUUGUACCCUUGCAUUCUAGACUUGAGACAACGUCCGGAUCCAAAUUGGAUUUCUGGAGGCGUGUCUCUCAUCGUACCGCGUUUUUUUGUAUAAAAACUUUGUGCUCUGUUCACAGACGCUGAAUAAUAAAACUUGGAUAGUAGCGC
Molecule: messenger RNA, 1088 nt
Organism: Guyanagaster necrorhizus
Lineage: Eukaryota; Fungi; Basidiomycota; Agaricomycetes; Agaricales; Physalacriaceae
Product: thioredoxin-like protein
Exons: 7
Coding region: 326-823 (165 amino acids)
Source: RefSeq, a predicted model, not a curated record